This is a messenger RNA of Aspergillus clavatus NRRL 1, 2964 nucleotides long. RefSeq names its product mismatch repair ATPase MSH1. The record is from RefSeq and is a predicted model, not a curated record. Bases 1 to 2964 code for a protein of 987 amino acids. Gene Ontology annotation, cellular component: nucleus. Gene Ontology annotation, biological process: mismatch repair. NCBI's taxonomy places the organism in Eukaryota, Fungi, Ascomycota, Eurotiomycetes, Eurotiales, Aspergillaceae. Gene Ontology annotation, molecular function: ATP binding; mismatched DNA binding; ATP-dependent DNA damage sensor activity. The transcript has 3 exons.
AUGCGCAUCAAUGACUUGCGAUUGACCCGUUUAAAUGUGUCGCGAAUUCUUCGAUAUUCCGACCAUGGCACUUUUGUCCCCCAUCGCUGCCUCGUGCACCGAACGAUCUGUCACCAUGUGCGUCGUCCAUUGUCACGCGUCGAAGUCUCAAAACAGACGCCCCAUCUCGAGCUCAAGAGAGGGGCAAAAACGCGGACAACAGUGAAUCUCAAGGACUUGCCUCAAGGUGUCUUAAAGCUCGAGCCGUAUGACGAUGCUACGGACGAUGUGCCCCGAUACCCACCAGUCGUUCAGGGACAUCGGAACAAUAUGCAGAAGUUCGGGAACUGUGUCAUCUUGACCAGAGUAGGAGGGUUUUACGAGCUCUACUUUGAGCAGGCCGAAGAGCUAGCUCCGUUACUGAAUCUGAAGCUCGCCGUUAAGAAGACCAACGCUGGGCCCGUUUCAAUGGCAGGCUUUCCAUUCUUCCAACUGGAUCGCUUCCUGAAGACACUUGUUCAAGACUUGAACAAAUACGUGGCUAUCAGCGAGGAAUUUGCCAACGGCGCCGAAGAUAAAGCUCGGGGCGGCCUGCUAUUCGAUCGCAGGGUAGCCAGGGUUAUCACCCCGGGUACCCUUAUUGAUGAGAAAUUCAUGGACCCUGCUGAGAACAACUUUCUACUGGCGAUCCAACUGGAUGUGCCGGCUCUGAAGGCGCAAUUAGAGCAACAGAGAGAUGAGUUGUCUGCACAACAGCACGUGUUACCCUCGACGUCUCAACGCGUAGGCUUGUCCUGGUCGGAUCUUUCGACAGGUGACUUCUUCACGCAAUCCACUACACCUCAGAUGCUUCCGUCAGCGAUUGCCCGCAUCGGUGCGCGUGAGAUACUCGUUGAUCAGGACCUCCAAGAUCUAAUUGGACAAGAGCUGCAAUUGCUGAUUGGGCAUGACCAUCGUCUAAUGACAUUCUUUCAAUUUCCCAAAGAGAUCUUGCCGAUAUCGCAAUGGGGCCCUAUGCUUGAGGCGCCACUCGCGGGCCAAACCUCUGACCCUUUCACGCAAGAGGAGGUUGCCGCAGGUUACAGUCUAUUGGAAUAUAUUCGAGUUCAGUUACAGGGUUCGAAUAUCAAGCUUCAACCUCCUCGUCGGCGACAUCUGGAUGAAUCGAUGAGCAUUGACCGCAAUAGUCUCAGAGGCCUAGAGAUCUUGGAAACCGCUCGCGAUGGGUUUGGCAAAGGUAGUCUACUUCAUGCGAUGAUCAAUGAACGACUCGACCUUGUGUCAGUCUUUCUCGACGAUGGAGACCUCCGCGACGGCAUAGUACAACUCUUGAAGCGAAGUUAUGAUUCCCAGCGCUUGGUCCAGAAGUUUACUUUGGGGAGAGGAGAUCCGGAUGACCUGAUUUGUCUGGCCAAGGCUAUCCAGGCGUCCGAAGAGAUCAAAAGGGUUUUGUCCAACCGGGAUAACGGUGGCGUGGAGGGCCCGCCUCCUUCGAGUUCUGUUGAUGCCAAGCAGACUCUUUUGGCCAUGGUCGCUCGACUCCAUUUGGACGGACCUAGUCUGCUGGCCGACCGAAUCUCGGCUGCCAUAGACGAAGAAGGUCUUUUGCAGAAGCAGCGCCUCGAGGAUGAUACAGUCGCUGAGGCAGCGGUCCUCGCGCAGGAGGUGACCAUCAAUGAGGGCUUUCCGGGGGAGAUUGAGACGUUACCGAAGAAAGUGAGAGCUAAGAGUAACGAUCAAUUGAAGGCAACGACCGAGGAAACUCUUGACACAUGGAUUAUGAAACGGGAUGCAAGCCCGGCUCUCUCUCGACUUCACCAGGCUUUGGAAAAAUUGCAUCAUGAGAAGUCAACUUUAACUCAACGUCUGCGCGAUGCUGUAGGGUCCUCUGCCCUUUCCCUUAAGUGGACUCCUGGCCUGGGACACAUCUGUCAUGUCAAGGGAGUCAAGAUAUCUCAGAAAUCCUUGGAGGAGCUGGGCGUGACGCGGAACGUGUCUUCCACAAAGUCAACAAGGUCGUUUUAUCUUCCGGCAUGGACAGAAUUGGGCGGUCGUUUGGACCGGGCGAAAAUGCAGAUUCGCCAAGAAGAGCAAGCGAUUUUUGAGGAUCUCCGCCGAGAUGUGAUUCUGAAUCUGGUGAAGAUCAGGCGCAAUGCAGCCGUGAUGGACGAAUUAGAUGUUGGAUGUUCCUUCGCCACGCUGGCCCACGAACAGCGCCUUGUACGUCCCGUUCUCACCAACGGAACUUCUCACAGAAUCAUCGGCGGCAGACACCCAACCGUCAAACUUGGGCUGGAGGAGCAGGGCCGGCGGUUUGUCAGCAACGACUGUUUCUUGGGGGAACCAGAUCGGAUCUGGCUCAUCACUGGCCCGAACAUGGCAGGCAAAAGCACAUUCCUGCGGCAAAAUGCCUUGAUCACUAUUCUCGCACAGGUCGGGUCGUUUGUGCCUGCAGAGUACGCAGAGAUUGGCGUUGUCGAUCAGAUUUUCAGUCGCAUUGGUGCCGCUGAUGAUCUUUUUCGAGAUCAGUCGACCUUCAUGGUGGAAAUGUUGGAGACGGCGACAAUCCUCAAGCAGGCGACAGCGCGCUCGUUUGUCAUCAUGGACGAGGUUGGUCGUGGGACGACACCGGAAGACGGAACCGCAGUCAGCUUCGCCUGCCUGCACCAUCUGCACUACCGUAACAACUGCCGGACAUUGUUCGCAACGCACUUCCACGCUCUCGCGGACAUGACGCAUGACUUCGAGGCUCUGGGGCGGUACUGUACGGACGUAAAAGAAAGCGCCUCGGGGUCGUUUUCGUUUGUCCAUCGACUACGGAAGGGGGUCAACCGGGAUUCUCAUGCGUUGAAAGUCGCGCAGCUAGCAGGGUUGCCAAAGGAGACUUUGGAAAUGGCCCAUCGCGUGCGGCAGACGCUUAGCAAGGAUGUCAACCCAUCAUGUUCCGAGGUCGGCGGACACCCAGCUGCAUUAGCAGUCGCGUAG